Oldenlandia corymbosa var. corymbosa is the source of this 2149-nucleotide messenger RNA. NCBI's taxonomy places the organism in Eukaryota, Viridiplantae, Streptophyta, Magnoliopsida, Gentianales, Rubiaceae. The record is from the annotation of a GenBank genome assembly.
AUUGACUGUAAAAUAUUAUUGGUCCUCUUCUUCUCUCUCUCUCUCUCCAUUUUCCUUUUUCUUUGCAGAGUUUUUGGUCAGAGAGAGAUGAAAAAUACCCACAAUAAUUCUUACCCUUCUUCUACUGAUUAAUCUUGAGGUAAUUAAGCGGAAAUGGAUCUGAGAACCAUUUAGUAUGGGGAUUCAUCAUAUAUGAUUGAGUUCUUUUUUUUUUUGUUGUUCUUGUUUUCCCCCUUGCUGUUAAACAAGUAUUACUUGUGCUGUUGUUUCUGCAGAUUUUCCAGUUAAGCUAACGUGUUGACUGUUGAUUUUGUUCCUUAGUUCCGGCAAACAAGAAGAUCAGCCCAACUGAGCUUAUAAGGUAUUGUUUGAAUGAUCCAACUCUCAUGUUGUAUCAUCUGCAAAUGAAGCAUUCAGUUCAAGAUUAUCAACCACAAAAUUACCAUCCAGUUCCAGCAUUCAGCUCAUCUGAACCCUACCAGAGUAAUGGUUUUUGCAUUAGUCCACCGAUUUCCUCCCCAUUUAUUUCUUUUCCGAACUCGUCGAAUUCGAGGGAUUUUAGCCUCUAUCAGGGCAUCGGAAGAAAGGAAUCCGGCAUCGAAGAGAUGAGUAAGAUGAUAAGUUUUGGAAGCGCGGAAUAUUCCACAUCUUCAUCAUCUGAAGCUAAUGACAUGGUAGAAUAUGGUCAACCCAUUGUGAAGAAAGCUAGUAGUUUCCGUAGAACACCAUUACAAGCAAAAUAUCAUUUGAUGGCCGAAAGGAAACGGCGAGAGAAGCUCUUGCAGCAGUUCAUUGCUUUGUCAGCUCUAGUUCCUGGACUUGAAAAGUUGAACAAGAUGUCUAUCAUGGAUGGUGCGAUUGAUCACAUGAAACAACUCGAAAAACGACUCAAGACACUUUCAGAGCAUCCUCAUUGUCGGAUGAAACAUGAUGAACAAGAUCAAUCUUGUUCAUCACAGUCUGAUGAAAUCAUCAGAACCAGAGUCGAUCAUUCAUGGAAUGAUAUCCAAAUAAAAGUUGUGAAGCCAGAUGUGCUGAUUAGAGUCACCUGCGAAUCCAGAACCGGCCGGUUCCAUGAAGAAGAAUUUGUUAGUGAGAUGAACAACCUUAAUCUAAGUGUCACAAACUAUAGAUUUAUGCCUUUUGGUGACAACAAGCUUGUUGCAUCCGCAGUUGCUAAGGUAAAGUUUCGACAUUUUCCUAUUUCAAUUUCUUUUUAUUUUUUUAGUGUAAAUGGUUCCAUUUUCUGCUUGGGUCCUAGCUCACAACAACCUAUCAUUUGAAAAAUCUCAAUUUGAUUUGAUUGCUUGUUAUUGGUACAAACACACACCAAUCAAUUAUUAGUCUGAAAAAGAGAUGUGUACUUGAAUAUACUCCGUAUUAUUUUAACCUGUGUCUCACCUUUUAAUAUAUGCUUUAAAUCAUUAACGUGCAUGUAUUUAUAACCGACGAUAUGGCUUUCAUUUGUUGAAAUUUUGUUUGAUAUUGACAGACCAAAAUGAAAUCAUUUCUCAACAUCCUCUGGAUAUGAACAUAAUGCUUGUUCAUAUUUUAAUAAUUUACCUACUAUGUAUAGAAAUUCAUUUUCUUUAUACAUUACGCAUAGCUCAUCAAGGCAUUCAAAAACAUAUUUUUGGUUAAAAUUUUAAAGGUUAUUUUCUUUCGAAAAAUAAAUUUAAAGAAAGCUUAGGGAGGAAAUUUAACGGCCAAGAUUAUUAAGAAUAUGCUAAUCAUGAGGUUACUUAAUUGGUUAUAUAUGUUUGUUGAGAUUGUUGUAGAUGAAUGAGGGCUUCUGUUUGACCGAAGAUGAACUGGAGGAUAGCAUUCGCCUGUCUGUCCUAAAUCUCAUAAUCUGAUCUACGUUCAGCUAUGGCUUCGGAUCCGGUGUGUACACUUUUUUUCUUUUUUAAAAAAAAGGAAAGAAUCAUGCACCUUCUAAUAUAUACUAUUGUAAUUUUUUCUGUCAUGAAAUAAUUCAUAUGUAUUACACAAACUAGGUGUUAGACCCGUCCGAUAGACGGAGAACACAUAUACAUAGACAUUACUAUAGAAACAAAUCAAAAAAAUAUUAAUAUUUGUUUAGAUUAUUGUAUUUUUAUAAAAUAUAUAAUCAAUUUAUUUAAAACUAUAAAACACAAACAUCGACAAC